Molecule: messenger RNA, 1758 nt
Organism: Aureococcus anophagefferens
Lineage: Eukaryota; Pelagophyceae; Pelagomonadales; Pelagomonadaceae
Exons: 3
Source: RefSeq, a predicted model, not a curated record
GACGGCGGCGACUGCGGCUGCGAGGCCUGGCCCCUCGCGCGGGGCCACGCGGGCGGCCGCGGCGCGCCGGCGCCGUCCGUCGACGUGAGCCGGCAAGCGACGCGCGGCGGCCGCGCGGCGACGCGGCAGACCCACGUGCCGGACCGCCACCUCCGGGGCCUGCUGCCCGACGCGCUCCUCGACGCCUACGCCUUCUGGCGCAACGCCGACGACGCGUCGCUCUGCGGCUACGCGCGCGCGGCGCCCGCGGACGCCGUCGUCGUCGUCGCGCUCGACGGCGCGCCGGCGCGGCCGCGCGUCGUCAUCGUCGACUUCGUGGGCGCCGCGUCCCCAAACGAGCGACAGCAAGCCUCUCGUUUGGCCAUGGCGUGCCUGACGCACGUGCGCCGCAAGGGCGUCCGCAGCAUUCUCCAGGACGUUGAGGCGCACCCGGCCGACGUGGAGCUCAGCGACGCCAUGGAGGCCGCGCUCUGGUGCACGGUCAUCCGUUUGCCCGCCCUCCUCCUCUGUAAUCCGCAAGCGGCGGUCGGGCCGCUCUUCUUCGCCAUGUUCCGCGAGGACUACUCCGCGCGGCGCUUCCUGAUCUUCAAGGACCGCAUCGAGCGCGAGGCGCUGCUCCGCGCCGUCGACGUCCAGCGCUCGGCGCUGCGCUCGGUGCUGCGCCGCAUCGAGGACGCGGCGCCGCAGGAGAAGCCCCUCGUCGAGUUGACCCAGGAGGAGCGCUACAUGCUCCACGCGCACGUCGAGACCCUGACCACGGGAAAGGAGCUCAAGGCCUGCUGCGUCGCGUUCGGCUUGCCGCCCGGCGGCGCCACGUACGCAACGUGCGUCGCGUUCGGCUUGCCGCCCGGCGGCGCCACGUACCCCUUGGUCAAGCUCGCCGCGCAACUCAAGGCCUUUCGCCUCUGGCUCGUCGCGGCCCUCGCGGCGCGAUGCUCCGCGGAGCUCAGCGCCAUCGCCGUCGAGUCCGCGGAGACGCUCACGGUGAAGAAGUUCCGGGCGCGCUACGUGCGCCACCAGCUGCCCGUGAUCAUCCGCCCGUCGCUGAACGCGCCCAACUGGACCCACCUCGACUUCAAGCGCAUGUGCGGCGCGGGCCCCAUCACGCGCUACGAGGUGCAGCCCGAGCUGAACCAGUGGGGCGGCCUGGGCGUCGGCGUGCCCAUGGAGCUCGACAAGAUGAUCGAGGAGCUCUACGCGAAGAACGUGCGGACGUACUACGGCUUCGGCUUCGACCUCAAGUGCGGCUGCCCGCCCUUCACGGAAAAGGCCGAGCUGCUCAAGGUCUUCGAGGAGGAUCGGUACAAGCACUCCGAGUUCGGCAAGUCGAACUGGCCCGAGCUCAUCGUCGGCUCCAGGGACUCGUUCACGGCGCUCCACGUCGACAAGGGCAUGAUGCCCUUCUGGCUCAAGCUCAUCGAGGGCGAGAAGGAUUUUCGCGUCGUCCCCCUGCCGGAGUGGCGCGGGAAGCUCGACGGCGCCGACGACGCGGGCGCGCCCUUCGUCGGCGGGCCCUUCCCGUCGCUGAAGGCGCCGUUCGACGCGUUCGACGACGCGCUCGUCGAGCGCAGGUGGAUCCAGGAGCGCAACGCGUCGGUCUACGCGGGGACCAUGGAGGCCGGCGACUGGAUGUACAUCCCCGUGGGCGCCUUCCACGGCGCGAAAAACAACCUGCGGACGCCGUCCGUGUCCAUGAGCGGCAACUACUGGGACAAGACGCACCGGAGGCAGAUCCUCGAGAACUUCUGCGAGCCCAUG